Molecule: messenger RNA, 2316 nt
Organism: Macadamia integrifolia
Lineage: Eukaryota; Viridiplantae; Streptophyta; Magnoliopsida; Proteales; Proteaceae
Product: intracellular protein transport protein USO1
Exons: 12
Coding region: 512-2026 (504 amino acids)
Source: RefSeq, a predicted model, not a curated record
UCUAGAGAAGAGAAGAGGAGAGAAGAGAAGAGGCGAGAAGCUCUGCUGAAACGAAGAGCAGAGUUGUCACCAUCUUCGAUCUACCAUCCGUCCGCGAGGUUUUUUGUUGUUCCAACGAGUUCGAGCCUUCAAGGUUCCUCUGUGCAUGAAAUUGUAAGGCAACCGGAUGCAGAAAUCAGAAGAGAUCGAACCAGUGAGACUAUUACCGGACAGAUCGAGGGUCUGGAGGCUCUGGCAGUACUGCAAAGAUUCAGGGAUCUGUCCAGAAAGCGUCAUCGUUGGGAGAGACAGACCGAUUAGGCGAUUCUCCCCUUCUCCUUUUCUUUAAUCCUCUUUGUCUCCUUGAUUCUUUGUUGCUCGGUGAUUCUUUCGAGGGUAUAUGGAGAUUGAGAGGUUUUCAGCCAUUUGAGGAAACUGAACAUUCUUUCUUGUGCAAUAUUUUAGCUUUUUCUGCGUUGGGUUUUCUUUUUCUGAUCUUGAAUGUGUCACGUUGAAUGAGCUGAUUGUUCAGAUGUCUAGUAGCUUCAGGAGUGACUAUGACUCUUCAUUCAAUAUUGAUGAACUCUUGCACUUAGGAAUGAUGUGUACUGAGCUGAGGAGAGAGAAGGACAUGCUAAGAGAAUCACAGUCCCAAAGCACUGAACUGAUCAAAAGGCUAGAAUUUGAUAUAGAGUCACUAUUGGAAGCCCGCUUAGAAGACGGAAAAUACAUUCAGGAGUUGGAAACAGAAGUUAGGCACUAUUCUGUGGAAAUGAGACACUUGCAAGAUCAACUGAACCUGAGAAGUAUAGAGGCAAAUUGUUUGGGUGAGCAUGUACAAAGCCUUGAGAUGAAGCUAGCGGAGUUUGGAAACUUAAAUGACAAAAUGAAAAAGCUGAGGGAGGAACUGGAUAAAUCUGAAUCUGAGCGCAUUUUCUUGAUGCAAGAAUUAGAGAACAGAGCAGGGGAGUUGCAUGAUUCAAGAUUGUAUAUUGAGAAACUGGAUGAGUCAAUUUCAUCUAUGGCAUUGGAAUACCAGUGUGAAAUAGAGAGCACGAAGCUAGAUCUGAUCACCUUGGAGCAAAGUUCCUUUGAGACAAAGAAAUUUCAGGAAGCAGCUGACCAAGAAAAACCUCAGGUGGAUGAGUUAGUGGAAGAGUUUGAAUUCCAGUUUCAGAAUUACCAGAAAAUGAUUGAAUGUUUGGAGAAGGAGAACAAAGAUUUGAAAGAAAAGCUAGGAGUAUCAGAGAGGAAUGCUCAAAUAUUUUGUCAAAAGGUUGGAGAACACCUUGGAGGAUGGCUGGAAGACAAGGAGAGAUCUGGACAUGGUAUUCAAUCUUCUGGGAUCAAGCUGGAGAACAUGUUUUCUGCAUCAGAAGAUAUGAGCACUUGGGAGAAACUUUUGGGCCCACUCCUCUCAAAAAUGGCGGUUGUAGCUGCUUCAGAUGAAGAUUUAAAGGAGAUGGAGAAGAUGUCACAUCAGAUCCAUGAAUAUGAGCUUCUUGUGGAGCAGCUCAAGGAAGAGCUGAGGGAAGAGAAGUCCAAGGCAAAGGAAGAGGCAGAAGACCUAACUCAAGAAAUGGCUGAGCUGAGGUACCAAAUUAUGGACAUGCUUGAACAAGAGUGCAAACGCCGUGCUUUCAUUGAACAAGUAUCACUACGAAGAAUAGUUGAGUUAGAGGAACAGGUUCGCAAAGAACAGAGGAAGUCUUUUAUUGCCACCAGGCAACUUCAUGAAAUGCAGAAAUUAGCUGAAUCAAGAUCAAUGGAGGUUCGUGGUCUAGAAAAUGUUUGGGAGGGGCUCAGCAAAUAUCCGGAGAGAGAUGAAGUGUGCAGCUGUGGUAACUGUCCAAUCGCAAGAAGUAUCUCCGCUUCUAGUCAUACAGAAAAGCCUGUUAAAGCUGAAUCUCUUGAAUUGGAUUCAAAUGAUGAUGACACAAUCUCUAGAGUAGCCAUAACAUGGCAUCCAAAUGAAAAUGAAGGAUCACAGAGAGAGAGAAUCUCUAAAAAACACCCAGUCAGUGAAACAAAAAUUUGGAUUAACUGAUAUGCGAUAUGAAUGAAAUUCUGGAAGAAGCAUCUAUCAUGAUGUAGCUGUAUCUUUGGAUCUCUAUUAAGUAUUAACCAUCACCCCAGUUAAUGGUGGGGUACAAGUUCAACCAUCCUCAAGGGGGGAAGACGAAAAAAAAAAGUUUCAUCUACUCCAUGCUUGGAUAAGAAGAUUGGGUCAUGCCUACUAUACUCUCCCCUCGUGUCCCUGUUACACUUGGUUAAGAUGAAAAAUUGUUGUUUGGGAAGUGAAGUAGUGCAGGAUUGUAAAUGUUUUGGAGCAGUGGA